This is a messenger RNA of Laetiporus sulphureus 93-53, 429 nucleotides long. RefSeq names its product thioredoxin-like protein. The record is from RefSeq and is a predicted model, not a curated record. Gene Ontology annotation, cellular component: cytoplasm. NCBI's taxonomy places the organism in Eukaryota, Fungi, Basidiomycota, Agaricomycetes, Polyporales, Laetiporaceae. Bases 1 to 429 code for a protein of 142 amino acids. Gene Ontology annotation, molecular function: protein-disulfide reductase activity; oxidoreductase activity, acting on a sulfur group of donors, disulfide as acceptor. The transcript has 4 exons.
AUGUCCGCCUUCGUCGCUGCACGAGCAAUACGGACCUCACUGCGCGCACCGCGCGUCCUCACGAGGAACUUCCACUCCACAUUGCGGAGGCAAGACUUCUUUGUAGAUGUGAAUGAGGAGGCAUUCAAAAAGGCGAUCGCGAACAAGGACAAGAUCGUCCUCGUUGACUUUUAUGCGGACUGGUGCAAUCCCUGCAAAAUGCUUUCCCCAAUCCUCGAGAAGAUCACCACGGAUCCGGACACAAGGACGGGCAGCGGCAAGUCUAUCGACCUCGUCACAGUAGACACGGAGAUCGAAGGGGACCUCGCUCAGCAGUACAAGGUCACCUCGCUGCCGACGGUGAUGGCGUUCCAGGACGGAAAGCCCCUCGACCGCUUCGUCGGCGCCGUGCCCGAACCGCAGGUCCGCGGCUUCUUGGAGCACCUUUGA